This is a messenger RNA of Staurois parvus, 331 nucleotides long. NCBI's taxonomy places the organism in Eukaryota, Metazoa, Chordata, Amphibia, Anura, Ranidae. The record is from the annotation of a GenBank genome assembly.
UCAUUUUGCAUUUCCGGGGUGGAGGGCUGCUUUGUUUACCAACAUUCAUCCUCCCUGUCAGUUUGGAUACGCUGCUCUGGAUGGCUGAGCACAGCCAUGUAGAGCAGUGUGCUUACAGUGAAGAACACCCCCUCCCGCUCCCUAGUAAAACACUCCCAUUACACAGUUAACCCUCUGAUUGCCCCUCAUGUUAGCCUAUUCCUUCCCAGUGCCAUUAGUUACAGUGUCAGUGCAUUUUUUAGCACUGAUCACUGUAUUGGUGUCACUGGGGAUGUCAGUGACACUAAGUCAGUUCCCCCCAGUGUCAGAAUGCCCACUGCAGUCCCGCCAU